Acanthochromis polyacanthus (spiny chromis) is the source of this 859-nucleotide messenger RNA. RefSeq names its product signal recognition particle 19 (gene srp19). Gene Ontology annotation, cellular component: signal recognition particle, endoplasmic reticulum targeting. Gene Ontology annotation, molecular function: 7S RNA binding. Bases 139 to 564 code for a protein of 141 amino acids. The transcript is spliced from 5 exons. The record is from RefSeq and is a predicted model, not a curated record. Gene Ontology annotation, biological process: SRP-dependent cotranslational protein targeting to membrane; SRP-dependent cotranslational protein targeting to membrane, signal sequence recognition. NCBI's taxonomy places the organism in Eukaryota, Metazoa, Chordata, Actinopteri, Pomacentridae.
UUGUUAGCUGCCGUUAAUACAGAAAAAGAAGAAGUUGUCAACAUUCGGAGCAGCCGGGCGGCUAUAGAGCUGCUAAUGGAGGCUCAACAUUAGCGGAUAAAAAGCUUCAUAUUAGUCUGUGACCGGUCCAGUCCAGUUAUGGCUCAUCUGACUCAAAAUCCCGCCGACAAGGAGAGGUUCAUCUGCGUCUAUCCGAUCUACAUCAACAGUAAGAAGACGCUGGCUGAAGGUCGAAGGAUCCCAACAGAGAAGGCCGUGGAGAACCCGUCCUGUGCUGAGAUCAGAGAUGUUCUGACAGCGGCAGGGAUGAACGUCUACGUGGAGAACAAGAUGCAUCCCAGAGAGUGGAACCGGGACGUCCAGUUCAGAGGGAGGGUCCGAGUGCAGAUGAAGCAGGCAGACGGCAGCUUGUGUCAGGAAAAGUUCACAUCCCGUAAAGACGUGAUGUUCUAUGUAGCAGAGAUGAUCCCUAAACUAAAGACUCGGACUCAGAAGGGCGGUGGAAGCGACACGAGUUCUCAGCAGGGAGAAGGAGGCAAGAAGAGCAAGAAAAAGAAGAAAUGAACUCAGAGAAAUGAGAAGAUCGUUUCAUUUUUAAGUUUAAGCUCAUCGGUUGUUUAGAUCAAGAGUCGGAGUGAAUCAAACCCUGAACUCCAACGGUCUCUAAGGGUUUAUUGUCCGUGAAAAGUUCAGCUCAGUCUGCUCCCAAAACAUUUCAGUUUAAUUCUUUCCAUGUGGAGCGUUUAUUACCAACCAGCUGAGUUCUGGGAGGACAGAGAAGAAUAGAAGAAGGUGUUUCCUUCUGUCAUGUGUUGUUAACAUCACUUUGUGUCUUUACAUGAAUAAAAAGUUAAUUUUC